Messenger RNA from Amaranthus tricolor (Joseph's coat), 730 nucleotides. Its product is annotated as CRIB domain-containing protein RIC5-like. The coding region runs from base 1 to 699 and encodes 232 amino acids. The record is from RefSeq and is a predicted model, not a curated record. Lineage: Eukaryota; Viridiplantae; Streptophyta; Magnoliopsida; Caryophyllales; Amaranthaceae. The transcript is spliced from 4 exons.
AUGUCUAUGAAGAUGAAGGGACUUCUCAAGGGUCUGAGAUAUAUUUCAACAAUAUUUGAUGAAGAAGUGCAGCAAGAGAUGCAAAUUGGAUUUCCUACUGAUGUUAGACAUGUUGCUCAUUUUGGAUGGGAUGGUUCAACAGCAAAUUCUCCUAGCUGGAUAAAUAACUUCAAAAAUGGAGAUUCAGAAGAAGGACCUCUAAAUGGCAAUCAGCAAUUGGUAUCAAAGUCGAGGGGCCGACAAGCGUCAACAGGCUUAGACCCGCCGCCCCUUGACUCUCCUUCACGAAGGAGGUCAGACAAAUCUAAGGGUUCACGGCGUACAAGUUCAGUUGACUCCCCUAAAAAGUCAUCAUUAGGCCAAGAGGAUGAUCCAUCAUCUUCAACAGGCUCUAAGCUCACUACACACCGGAAAAAGCCUAAGAGCGGGUUAUCUAGUGGGCAGUCCUCUUCCCGGACUUCAACCAGAUCAAAGCACACCGCCCCAUUAGCAGAAAUUACACACUUUUCGGAUCCUGGAGUUGGUGGAGUACACAACAGCACUAGCAAGCCUAUUAAAUCAGCGCUUGGUGCUGAUCGGGCUAAAGGCCGUAGGAAUAAAGCGAAGGACACAAUCCAAAGUUCAGCCCUGAAAGUUUCAUCAGAACAAGAUGAUCAUAAGUCAUUGGAUGAUAGUUCUAAAGGAAUUCAUGCUUUGUGAUGAUAUAAUUAGUUUAUUGUCAUAUGUAUAU